Messenger RNA from Trichophyton benhamiae CBS 112371, 1410 nucleotides. RefSeq lists its product as uncharacterized. The record is from RefSeq and is a predicted model, not a curated record. NCBI's taxonomy places the organism in Eukaryota, Fungi, Ascomycota, Eurotiomycetes, Onygenales, Arthrodermataceae. The coding region runs from base 1 to 1410 and encodes 469 amino acids. The transcript has 2 exons.
AUGUCUUCACUCUUCUCAUCCCGAUCUAAAUCGCAGGUCCGAAUUAGUUCUCAAUCCAACAAAAGCUCCAAUGAAGGGUUUGGUGACUUCGAGAAUAGAAGCCGCCUAUCAUUCUCCAAGAUGCGGAAGAAAAGGCCGCCUCCCAUCAAUAUCGCGGUGGCCGGAAAUGUUAUCAUCACAAAUGCCACUCCGACCUCCCAGGUGAUAUAUGCAGAUAUGCCAUGGUCAGCCUCAAACCCCCCGACUCCCCGCGCAAACGUUUGCUCCAACCCGGGAUGUAUGGCCCGCGAUACGAUGCCCAUGAGCUCACCCGUGGAUGCUCAAUUAAGGUUGAACAGCCCACAUACAACCUGUACUUGCCAGCAGUACAUUCAGUCAACACCAUCGAACCCAUCUUACAUCUCUCCUCAUCAUGCAUGCUUCUCAGCAGCAGAGCUUCCAGGUUCAUUUGCAUCUCCCAAGAGCAGUGUUGAGCUCGAUGCACCCACAACUCCAACAAGGCUCACAUUCGAUCAUCUCGACGAGCAUAUAUUGGACUCCCCCCCGAACUUGACGUUGAGUCCAAAGACUGAGCCGACGCAAUCAACCAGGCAAGACCGUUACCAGUUCGGUCAGUUGCUAGAAACAGAGCCAACUCGCAACGGGAAGUCCCUAAGACAGAUGGAUUACGAUGAGCUCAUGGAUAUCCUCCCAGACCUUACUCCGGGUCAAGUCAAGAUGUACUGGAAUCCAGCCAUCCGCAAAGAGCUUGAGGAAGAAAAGCAGACCAGCCCUGCUUCAGCUGCUAGAUCAAGUCGAUGGAGUGAGCGCAACGAGGUAUAUGAUGGCGGAGAAGACCCCGAGCAGGUCAGAGCUGAGUGCGAGAUCCGGUUAAACACCAAAGAGAACGAAAUCACAGGCCUUCUGCGGCUUCAUGACUCGCGAAUCAAUGCACUUUGCAAGUUCAUAUCUGAACAUCUCGAGGACCAGCUUGAGGGUCCGGAAAAUGACAACAACCAGGAAGUACGAGAGAUCAUAUCGGCUCAACAGCGUCGAGGAAGAGACCCCUUUGACGCAGACCUCCAGCACAUGUACCAGUCUGGACAGAUCCAGGAGCUGCAAGACCAUAUAUCUAAACUGGAACCAGUCGCUAUACGCAACGAAAAGCGAGCCAGAACAUACAAGGCCAGGGCCAAGUCUCUGCAGGCGGAUCUCAUGGCUUCGAAGGAGACUGAGCAGCUUCUCAAGCAAGAGCUCAUCGAGAAGGACGCCUAUAUCGACACGCUUAAUAACAAGGUGACCCAGCUCCUGACCAUGCGCCCUGAUCCGUUUUCCCCGUCUGAUACCCGAGGGUCCCGGAAGCAUCUACCUUCGCCGGCUCCAUGUGACUGGAAACGGGCAGAAGAGCUCAAGCACCAGGUCGCUACCUGA